CAACAGCUAGGGGGAGAGAGGCUUAGUUUUAGAGUUGUGUGGGUAAUAGUGAAGAUGGACUCCCAAGUGUGUCAGAACUACCACAAGGACUGUGAGGCUGCUGUUAACAAGCAGAUCAACCUGGAGCUCUAUUCCUCCUAUGUUUACCUCUCCAUGUCCUCUUACUUUGACCGGGAUGAUGUUGCCCUGCGUCACUUUGCUGAGUUCUUCAAGGAGCAGUCCCAUGAGGAACGGGAACACGCUGAGAAACUGAUGGAAUUCCAGAAUCAACGUGGAGGCAGAGUCCUCCUGCAGGAUGUCAAGAAGCCAGAGCAGGAUGAGUGGGGCAAUGGUCUGGAGGCAAUGCAGAGAGCUCUGCAGUUGGAGAAGGAUGUGAACCAGAGUCUGCUGGAUCUGCACAAACUCUCCUCUGACCACACGGACCCUCAUCUGUGUGACUUCCUGGAGAGGCACUACUUGGAUGAGCAAGUGAAGAUGAUCAAGAAGCUGGGAGAUCACAUCACCAACCUGAAGAGACUGGGAGCCCCUGAGAAAGGCCUGGGAGAGUACCUGUUUGACAGGCUCACCCUGGGGGAGAGUGACUGAACUGACUGCAGGGAUUGAACUAAGUGGAGAAACUUGUAGAGCUGCUGCUUCUAAUACACGAAGUGUCCUGGGCUCUAUAUUGUAAAUUACUAAAUAAACAAUUCCCCAAUGGAUUGGGGUUUUUCUUUCUUGUG
Molecule: messenger RNA, 719 nt
Organism: Chiloscyllium plagiosum (whitespotted bambooshark)
Lineage: Eukaryota; Metazoa; Chordata; Chondrichthyes; Orectolobiformes; Hemiscylliidae
Product: ferritin heavy chain, oocyte isoform-like
Biological process (GO): iron ion transport; intracellular iron ion homeostasis
Cellular component (GO): cytoplasm
Molecular function (GO): ferrous iron binding; ferric iron binding
Source: RefSeq, a predicted model, not a curated record